CGGCCUCGGCCAAUGGAGGCGAGAAGGAGGGCCGCUGCUUCCAGUCGGAGGGGCAGAGGGAGUUCAGCGGGUUAUUGUUGACGUCUGUGGCAAGGAGCAUUUAUUGUGCAGCAUGGCACGUCGCCCACGCAACAGCCGUGCCUGGCGUUUUGUGCUGAGCGGAGUGCGCAGAGACCAGGAAACCCGAGCCCCAGCUCUGCCUGCAGGAGAAGAGACCCGAGGCUAUGACUCUGAUGGACAGCACAGUAACAGCGACUCAGAGGUUGAGCUGCUGCAUUUGCCGGCCUCCAUUCCCAGCGCCGUGCCUGUGACGGGCGAGUCAUAUUGUAGUUGUGACAGCCAGAAAGAUGCCUAUUGCUCCAGCCUGUACGCCUUCCACCAAAUCAAGAGCUGCCAGUGUGGAGAGGAAGAUGACUACUUUGACUGGGUGUGGGAUGAUGGGAGUAAAUCCACAGCGACGGUGCUGAGCUGCGACAAUCGCAAAGUGAGCUUCCACAUGGAGUACAGCUGCGGUACAGCUGCCAUUCGGGGCACUAAGAUGCUUGGUGAGGGACAGCAUUUUUGGGAGAUUAAGAUGACGUCACCAGUGUAUGGAACAGACAUGAUGGUGGGCAUUGGAACAUCAGAUGUAAAUCUGGACAAAUACCGUCACACAUUUUGCAGCCUUCUAGGGAAAGAUGCAGAGAGUUGGGGGUUAUCAUACACGGGAUUACUUCAGCACAAGGGUGAUAAAAACAACUUCUCCUCACGCUUUGGUCAGGGAUCAAUCAUUGGCGUGCACCUGGACACAUGGCAUGGUGUGCUGACCUUCUACAAGAACCGCAAAUGCAUCGGCGUUGCAGCGACACAGUUGAGGAACAAGAAGCUGUUUCCGAUGGUCUGCUCCACAGCCGCUAAAAGCAGCAUGAAGGUAAUUCGCUCGUGCUGCUGCCGCACGUCCCUCCAGUACCUUUGCUGUGCCCGCAUCCGCCAGCUGCUGCCCGACAACGUAGACUCUCUGGAAGCCUUGCCCCUCCCUCCCGGGCUCAAACAAGUCCUGAGCAACAAAUUGGGCUGGGUCCUGCAGAUGGGUGUCAACCCUAGCCGACAGCGCAAAAGCGACAACGCGGCCAGCACCUCCUGCGGAAGUGACUCUGACAGCAGCUGCCCACCACAGCCAAAGGACUGUCAGCGAAAGCGCUGCCGCAGGAUUUAACGGGUGGUGGAGGGAAGGGUGCAGCCUGGAGCCCUUUUAUCACUAUCUGCUAUAACAUCCACUGUGAACUCUUAAAAGGAUCAAGAAAGGAGACCUCUUCUGGCAAUGAAAAGGAAAAUUUGACCUUAAGAGACCAGGGCGAUUAGGAGAUGCGUACUGAUCAUCUUAUUAUCUUAUGACCAUUACAUUUAA
Molecule: messenger RNA, 1387 nt
Organism: Nanorana parkeri
Lineage: Eukaryota; Metazoa; Chordata; Amphibia; Anura; Dicroglossidae
Gene: SPSB3
Product: splA/ryanodine receptor domain and SOCS box containing 3
Exons: 7
Coding region: 113-1195 (360 amino acids)
Biological process (GO): proteasome-mediated ubiquitin-dependent protein catabolic process
Cellular component (GO): SCF ubiquitin ligase complex
Molecular function (GO): protein binding
Source: RefSeq, a predicted model, not a curated record